AGCCAGCAUACUCAUCUCCACAACGAGCAGCAACAUGUCGACAGCAGCAAGAAAGGGCAAGGGACGGGCGCCGGCACCAGAGCCCAAGGUUGAGGCCGCCGUGCCAUUCGGCAAGCAGCUCGCGCAUACCGACAAGAAGGUCCGCGACGCGGCCAUCGCCAACCUCCGCGCGUUCCUCUCGCGCGGCGGCGACAACGGCGCCUCGUCGACGUACACGCGUCUCGAGGACGCCGAGAUGGCCAAGCUGUGGAAGGGCUUGUUCUACUGCUUCUGGAUGUCGGACAAGCCGCUCGUGCAGCAGGGCCUGGCGAGCGAGCUGUCCAACCUCCUGCUCGACAUCAGCCCGGCCGUCAAGGGCGGCAAGAAGGAGAAGGAGGCGGCCAAGCUCGAGGCGGCGAUCGCCUUCCUCGAGGGGUUCUGGACGUCGCUCGUGCGCGAGUGGAACGGCAUCGACCGGUUGAGGAUGGACAAAUACUACAUGCUUAUCCGUCGCUACGUCAACGCGACGUUCCGUCUCCUCGCGCGCGCAGGGUGGAGCGAAGCCGCCGUCAGCGCCGUCAACGACAUCAUGAGCGCCAAGUCGGGCCCCAUGAGCUGGCAGGACCGCGCCGUGCCCUCGUCGCUCGCGACGCACUUGGCCGACGUGUACCUUGAGGAGCUGGACAAGGUGCUCGCGGACGAGGACGUGGAGCCCGCGCCGCUGGUGGCGAUUCUCGCGCCACACAUCGCGCUGCUGGCGCGCACGACCACGCCGGCGGUGCACAAGCGCCUCCAGAGCGUGCUGUUUGACCGGGUGCUCGCUGCGCUCAAGGAGGACGAGGACGAGGACGAGCGGCCGGCAAAGCGCGCCAAGAAGGAGGCCGCGGCUACAACCUCUGAAUUCCCUCACAUUGCCGAGCGCAGCGCCCUCGCUGCUGGCGCCGACGCGGCCUCGCCCAAGGCCGUCCGCUCAGCACUGCUCAAGGCACUGUUCAAGGAGGCGGCGCAGGAGUCGGCGGUCGAGUCUAACCGCCGCAAGAUCUACGCCGUCGUCCGCGAGAACGAGGACGACGACGAUGAGUAGGAGAACGAGCUUGUACUUUAUCAUGC
Molecule: messenger RNA, 1089 nt
Organism: Vanrija pseudolonga
Lineage: Eukaryota; Fungi; Basidiomycota; Tremellomycetes; Trichosporonales; Trichosporonaceae
Gene: Rrp1b
Product: Ribosomal RNA processing protein 1 B
Exons: 3
Coding region: 35-1063 (342 amino acids)
Biological process (GO): rRNA processing
Cellular component (GO): preribosome, small subunit precursor; nucleus
Source: RefSeq, a predicted model, not a curated record